Molecule: messenger RNA, 3239 nt
Organism: Beta vulgaris subsp. vulgaris (sugar beet)
Lineage: Eukaryota; Viridiplantae; Streptophyta; Magnoliopsida; Caryophyllales; Amaranthaceae
Product: putative disease resistance protein At4g19050
Exons: 3
Coding region: 177-2804 (875 amino acids)
Molecular function (GO): protein binding; ADP binding
Source: RefSeq, a predicted model, not a curated record
CUAAUCUUUUUCUUUUAAUAAAAAACAUACUAAUUAUUGAAGAAAUACCUUUUAGAACAUUGAAUAUGGGGUGGGAUUCCAUGUAGCUGCAACGUGAAGUCAAAACAAAAUGUUUCAAUUAGAUAGAUAGAUAGCUCCAAUCAAUUUUCCGGUAAUUGAGAGAACUUGUUAAAAAAAUGAAGAAAGGAUUAUUCCAAAGUAAGAAGAAAGAAAGUGAGCAAAAAAGAGUAUACAGUUUUGGUAGUUGUCUAGGAAGGCUGAAGCAAAAGGAUCUACAUCUACUGGAAGAUGAGUCAAAAAAGACGCAUAAACAUGAGCAGCAGAUCAUUGAUCAAGCUCAAGUUCGAGUCGAGCAAUCAAAGUUCGCCAUUGAUACACCACCGGUACUGAUUCAAGCCUCGUCUUUGGCGACUGCUGAACAAGAAAACCCAGAUGAAGCAAAGUCUAGGAGAGAAUUGAUAGAAGAAAUUGUUGCACACUUGGAGAUGGAGGACGUUUACAAAGUUGUUCUUCACGGGAAACAUGGUGUCGGGAAAACAUGGAUAGCAAAAGAAGUGAUGAAACAUGCCGUCUUUAAGAACAUUGUUGAUGUCACAAUCUUGAUUAAUCUCAAUAGAGAACACCCAGAUUAUCAUAAUACUAAUGCAUUGUAUAAAAAUAUAGUAAUUCAACUAUCAACACAGCAGGAUCUUGCUAGUACUGAAUACCAUCUCCAUGGUGACAACAUGGAGAAAAAUAUCCUUGAUAUCUUGAAGCAAAAGCUAAAAGGAAGAAGAUAUCUACUAGUAUUGAGCUUAGAUGAUCCAAAGAUAAGUGAAAGAUUAGUUAUGUUUAUGCUGAAAGAAAUGCUUAAGUUUGGAGAGCGGAAUAUAUCCAAGAUUUUAGUGACGAAGCUUGCAGUUGAUGAUAUGAUGACAAUUAACAAUGACUUAAUUGGAGAUAACAGCUACGGUAGACGCAGUGUUGCUGUAGAGAUAAAUUCUUUGACAUUGUGGGAAUCAAAGGAUUUGUUUCAGAGGAGUUGGAACAAUAAUCACAUUGUAAGCAAUAAUGAUCUUGAAGAGAUUGUUAAAAGAUGCAACUAUUUGCCUGCUGCAGUCGUGUUCACACGUAAUGUGCUAUCGUAUGCUCUAGAGAAUGCGGCAGAUGAUCUUAUAAAGAAACUAGCCAUCAUAGAGGCAAAGAAACAGGUUGAUGAUUAUUGGAUGCUUGGCUGUUGGAGUGGUUUUAAUAAGUUCACCAAUAACAUUUCACUCCGUAGAUGCUUUUGGCUUAGUUGGGUGUAUUUGAAGAAGGCUGCAAGUAUCAAUUAUAAUCUUCUGAUAAUGUAUUGGAUAUUAGAAGGGUACUUGGAUGAUAGUACAACUACCCUCGAAAAAGCUUAUAUAGAGGGUCAUGUUAUCUUGACGGACCUUCUUGAUGCCGGUUUGCUAGGGGAGCGAGAGGUUGGUGAUGUUGUUUUGGAAAGAGCAGGAUUUAACUUUGCAAAUUACAUUUUUCCUGAUUUAUGUGAAGAACCUCGGUUUAGAUAUCCCUGUAUCUUCGAGAAGUUAGAUGGCGGGGGCAAUGUGAAGCGUAUGAAUGGUGGCAUAGCAACAAUAAGUAAAAAAGAUUGGGGAGAUAAGGACUCUAUCAUCAUGAAAACACUUAUCCUCCAAGGAAAUGAGAUCUUUAAAGAAGAUAAAAGAAAAGAAAAUGAUACAAUUUUUAAGAGUAUUAUAACAGGCUAUGAUUACAAACCACAUAUCGUGUCUCUUUCACAUAUGGAGCUCGAAGAUUUAAUGUGGAUGGAUCAUCUACUCAAAGUUCUGAUUCUAAAGGAUUGUUGCUUGAAGAACUUACACAGUAUUGGAUCUCUUUGGGCAUUAACUCAUCUUGAGAUAUCUGGAACUAGCUUAAACGAGCAUAUUCCUAAGGAUCUUUUUGCCAAAUUCAACAGUCUUCAAAUCCUUAAUAUGUCCGGUACUCCAAUUAAAUCUUUUCCAAGGCCAUCAUCUCGCACCGAACUAAGAAAACUAGAGUAUCUAUUUAUGAGAAAGUGCACUCAGUUGGAGACUUUCCCAGACGUUAAUGGUCUAGAGAAACUUAAGGUGCUUGAUCUUUAUGGUUCCAAGUUCAAGUCAUUGGAUAAGAACAUUGGUUAUUUUGAAGAUGUUCCGAAAUUGGAGAUGUUAGAUCUUUCGGAGACAAACAUUGAGGAAUUAUCUGGCCUCAUGAAACUCCAGAAUCUAACUCAUCUCUUGGUAAAAAACUGCCUACAGUUAAAAAAAAUUGGGUCACUUACCACAUUAACAAAACUUGAAGUCAUCGAUGCCUCAGGUUGUAAUGCGCUAGAUGAUGUUGGGGAGGUAAACUACCUCCCAACCGGUGAUUCAUUAAGAAAACUCGAUCUUUCGAGCACUAUGAUUCGUACAAUUCCUCCUUUGAGAAAUACUAGCAAGCUCAUAUAUCUUUGUUUGAAGGGUUGUCAGCUUACAGAGUUACCACCCAUAGAAGGCGCGAAAAACCUUCGCGUGUUGGAUGUUUCAGAUGUCGUUCAGUUGGAGAAAAUCAAUGCUUCUUUUCAAGACAUGGAAUCCCUGCAAGAGAUAUUCCUUUCUAACACCAAAAUUAAAAUACUGCCACCACUUUCUGGUUUGGAGAGCUUACGAAAGCUUAUCUUGAAAGGGUGUGAAUUACUGCAGUCAUUGCCUGAAAUGGAUAGACUGAUCAAUCUUCUACUUAUUGAUCUGCGGGGCUGUAAUGCUCUGGAAACGUUGUUGGAUAAUGGAAAGUUUGAUGAUGUUACAAUCUUGAGAAGUUAAGCCAAUUUCAGUAUAAUAAUAUUACUUCAAUGUAUUUUGUUUCUGAUCAAUUACAUUUCCUGAUUAAAUACUUCUAUAAUAGGGUUUUUAACCAAUUUGGUUUCACUUAAUGCAUUCAUUCCUGUAAAAUAUAUAGUACAUUUAUUCCCGUGAUAUACUCAUAUAGAGUAAUGUGCAUUCUUGUAAAACAUAAUAAUUUUAGCAUCAUCUUGUGCUAUUUUUUAAGAGAUACUUCAUCCUUGCUUUAACAGGAUGCAACAUUUACAUUUUACAUAGUAACCACUAUUCAUCCACUAACUUUAUUCCAUAUUUUGUCACAAAUGUACGAUGUGUCGUAUAUUUAUAUAGGUUUUAGUUGCAUUUAGGUUGGAUUCUAGGAGCAUUUAGGUACAUUGUAGUUUAUAAUUGCAUGCUAUUACUUAAUCUGCAAUAUAU